ACAAUACGCCGUUUUGAAAACUUCUUUCAUUGAUGUAUAUUCUUACAAGAAAAUGGAAUCAAAUUUAAAAACAGCAACAAAUCUGAAGUCAAAAAGAGAGAGACAAGUAUUGAAACUGCGAAGUAUGGAGCGUUCACUUAGCGAAGAAUUACAUUCGGUAAAGUCCGACAUAGAACAUCUUACAGAACAACUUGAGGAUUUGAAGGACCAAAUUCAUGAAACCUGCUUCAAAGUAUCAAGAAUUGAGACGUAUAAAAGCACCGAAAACAUAAAAAUGGAAUCUCGAUUGACCUGUUUGGAAAAACACAAACAAGCUUUUGAUGAAAUAUUUGAAAAAGGAUCAAUUUUUACUUUAGGGCGAACUUUAUUGCAACUUCGAAACAAGGAGUUGAAACAAAAAGAGCUGGAAGAAGAAGAGAAAGAACUACAGAAAAGAAAUAAAAUUGUAGAACAGAAUGAACUACAUGCGAAGAUGGUUAGCACUGUUGAAGAAGAGAUCAAAGCUAUUGAAAGGGAAUGCACUGUCCUUAAGAAACGAAAUAAUGCUAUAAUGCUAAAGCUGAGACGAAAGUUGAUGGAAACAGAAAACGAGCGUAAAGAAUUAUUGAAGAAACGUGAAGAUUCUUAA
Molecule: messenger RNA, 628 nt
Organism: Hyposmocoma kahamanoa
Lineage: Eukaryota; Metazoa; Arthropoda; Insecta; Lepidoptera; Cosmopterigidae
Exons: 5
Coding region: 53-628 (191 amino acids)
Source: RefSeq, a predicted model, not a curated record